This is a messenger RNA of Fonsecaea erecta, 1398 nucleotides long. RefSeq lists its product as hypothetical. The transcript is spliced from 4 exons. Lineage: Eukaryota; Fungi; Ascomycota; Eurotiomycetes; Chaetothyriales; Herpotrichiellaceae. Bases 1 to 1398 code for a protein of 465 amino acids. The record is from RefSeq and is a predicted model, not a curated record.
AUGAAAACAUUCACUCUUUGUGGGUUGAGCACCCUCCUCGCCGGCUUGACGUUGGCCCAUCCUGUUGCCAAGCGUGGAAGCCAGUUCUCAGAGGUUGAUAUCACCAUCUUGCAAUUCGCUCUGACGCUCGAGCAUCUCGAAAACACCUUCUACAAAGAAGCAUUCAGCAGCUUCCAGCUGCAGGACUUCCUCAAUGCCGGCUUUGACGAGGAGUUCUUCAUCAACCUUGAAUUCAUCGCCUCGGACGAAUCAGCACACGUUGAUUUUCUCAUCGCGGCGAUUGAAUCCGCGGGCGUUGCGCCGGUCCAGCCUUGCCAGUAUAGCUUCCCCGUGACGGACGUUACCAGCUUCGUCACUGUCAGCGCCAUCCUGGAGUCUGUUGGAACCAGUGCUUAUCUCGGAGCGGCACCGUUCAUUGGGUCACGGGAUAUCCUUGCCGUGGCUGCUAGUAUUAUGGCCACAGAAGCAUUGCACACCAGUGCGCAGAGGAGCUCUCUCGGUGCAGUUGCCGCCUCCAAUGCAUUCACCACUCCUCUUGACGCCAACUCGGUCUUCACCAUCGCUUCGCAGUUUAUCGUCUCCUGCCCUCCUGAGAACCCACCAUUGCCAUUCACCGCGUUCCCUGGCUUGACAGUCAACGCUCAGCCCUGCUUCGACGAGACCAGUGGCAGUGAGAGCUUCACCACUGAUUCCUACAACUAUGCUACCGUUGUCUCCGACAUCGAAACCGCCACGUAUACUGCCAGCGCGUAUAUCGCUGAUGUCACUUACUCGACGACUACGGACGCCUAUGAAUACACUUCGACCACCACCACCACCACCACCACCACCACUGACUCGACCACUUCAGAGGAGUAUAACUACGAGUACACUUCGACCACCACCGACUACGCUUACACCACCACCACUGACUCGACGACCGCCUACACCACAUCGACCACAACGACUAUGGAUAUGUCAAUGGAGACGACCACCACCACUACCACCAUGGAUAUGUCCUCAAUGACCAUGUCUAUGCCCACACCACCUGCUUACGGACGGCGAAGCACCGCUCUCUCAGCGCGCACAAACGGUGGCUCAGCUUCAUCUUGCUCCGCCCCUGGUGCUGGCUCGUCUCUUCAACUCGUCCCAGACUUCUCGAAAUCCCACCAUGACUUCUCCGAAACCGAGUUCAUCUUUGUAACGUUCAUCGCUGGUCUCGAGGUUGUGUCCAUUCAGGCCGUCUUUGAAAGGGAUGGAAGUAUCAACGUCAGCAUUCCAGGAAGCAUCGGUGGUGGUCAAGUGUUCAUUUUCAUCACCAUUGUGGACAUUUCGGGGCGCAGCCUCAGCGACAACGAAGUGCUCUUUGGACCCGCCAUCAUGGAGAUUGCUCCAUCUUUCCCUUCUAUCAGUCAGUAA